This is a messenger RNA of Penicillium arizonense, 1617 nucleotides long. RefSeq names its product putative metaphase-anaphase transition protein (Mlo2). The record is from RefSeq and is a predicted model, not a curated record. The transcript is spliced from 4 exons. Lineage: Eukaryota; Fungi; Ascomycota; Eurotiomycetes; Eurotiales; Aspergillaceae. Gene Ontology annotation, cellular component: cytoplasm. Gene Ontology annotation, molecular function: zinc ion binding; ubiquitin protein ligase activity. The coding region runs from base 1 to 1617 and encodes 538 amino acids.
AUGGACUCCGUACAAACAGCGAGUGAUCAAAUCAAGGCUGAAGAUGGCCGACGCGAAAGCUUCAGCUCCCAGAACUCGCAGACCGCAAGGCAGUUUAUUGACUCCCAGCUUCAACUAGAGGCCGAUGCGCGCGAGGCUCUGCCUUAUUCCUUCGAUUCCUGCACAUAUGCCCUUGGGCCGUUACGACAGAUCCUCUUCGCUUGCCUCACUUGCAACCCUCCUCCUGCCAAUCCCGACGAACCCUACGAUGCCGCUGCUGUCUGCUACUCAUGCUCGAUCUCCUGCCACGGUGAACACAACCUAGUCGAACUCUUCAACAAGCGCAAUUUUGUCUGCGACUGCGGCACCACUCGCCUGCCUUCUUCUUCCACUUGCACGCUACGUGAAGAUCCUAAGACUGGAAAGAAAGGUGUUCACUCUCAAGAGGCUGCUGCGGGCAACUCUUAUAACCACAAUUUCCGCAACCAAUUCUGCGGCUGUGGCGAACAGUAUGAUGCUCACCAAGAGAAGGGAAUCAUGUUCCAGUGCCUGGGGAUUGGCACCGUCGAGACGGGAGGCUGUGGUGAGGACUGGUGGCACCCAGAGUGUCUGAUCGGUUUAUCGCGCGAUUGGCAUAAGGCUGCACCCAAGGUCACAGUCGGUGGUGGUGACGCUACCGGGGAUGCUCAGGACGAGGAAGAAACUCCGCUUCCACCUGGAUUCCCCACUGAGGAUGACUUCCAUCAUUUGAUCUGCUUCAAGUGCGUUGACUCAAAUCCCUGGAUCAAGCCAUAUGCUGGAACGCGUGGUUUCUUGCCGCCGGUUUUCAAGGAAGGUGGAUUGAAGGACACAAAGGUGGUAGCAAAUGACUCCGCUUCCAUCAACGAGCCCAAGGAAACCAAGUCCGACGAAACUGAGUCGAAAAAAAUCCAGCCCAAAGAAACAGGGCCCAAGGAGCCAGCGCAGACGUCCUCAAAGAAGCGCAAGGCGGAUGGCGAGGAUCAUCUUGAGGAAGAUCACACUACGAAGCGGACCAAGGAAGAACCGGUGUCCACGGAAGAAGAAAAACCUGAACUCGCAUCCAUCAAAGAAAGAUCAGUCAAGAAAGAGGAAGAUACCAAGACUCCUCGGGUUCCCUCUGUCCCCAAACACACCACCCUCCCGGAAACCACGCCAACCGAGUCAUUCUCCCUCUUCGCCCUGGAAGAUUUCCACGACCAACUUUGCCGUUGCGCAGAAUGCUUCCCCCACCUCGCACCUCACCCUCAACUCCGCGAAGAAGAAGAUACCUACGAGCCCCCUCUUUCAGACGACGGCGAAGCCAACGGUGCCGCCAGCACCGGCACAGGCAGUAUUCUCGAGCGCGGCGAGGCAGCCUUCAACAACAUUGACCGUGUGCGCGCUAUCGAGGGUGCAAUGGCGUACAACCACCUCCGCGACAAUCUGAAGGAGUUCCUGAGGCCGUUCGCUGAGAGUGGGCAGGCAGUUAGUGCUGAUGAUAUCAAGAGUCACUUUGAGAAGCUGCGUGGUGAUGAUCAGGGGAUUCGAGAUGCUGCUGGUCAUGCCUCUGCUGUUGGUGGUGGUGGUGAGGAUAAUGGUACUGAUGGAGAUGGUCGACGCGAGCAGAAUGGAUAUUGA